This is a messenger RNA of Stereum hirsutum FP-91666 SS1, 1903 nucleotides long. RefSeq lists its product as uncharacterized. Bases 1 to 1575 code for a protein of 524 amino acids. The transcript is spliced from 7 exons. Lineage: Eukaryota; Fungi; Basidiomycota; Agaricomycetes; Russulales; Stereaceae. The record is from RefSeq and is a predicted model, not a curated record.
AUGCCCAAUACUCAGAAUCACGGCUCGUCUAAUACCUCCACGUCGACGGCACUGGCACUGGCAGGACCCUCGUCUGGCCCGAAUGGCGUGGCGCCUUCCCUCUCUAGCGGCGGUGAUGAUGAUGCUUCGGUAGAAGCAACAACACGUUCCCCGGAGGCGCGUACUACGGCGCGUCCCACUGUCGCUUUCGACGCGGAGUACUCGCCUGAGAUUGUGGAGUAUUUUGCACGGAGGUAUCAGGAUGUGAAAGCAGAGUUGGACGGUCUCAAGCACCAAUUAUCAACACAGCCGGAUCGCGAUGCUCUGCAUCUUGAACUGCAGAGUCUCAAGACUUCUCUCGCCCACUUGGAGGUCGAGACUAUGAAGCAACGGUCAACUGAACAAGCACUUCGCGAUAUAAUAAGUAAGGAGCAACAGGAACUGGAGAAGCUCAGAGCGAAAGCCGAGAUCUUGGAGAAGGCUAAGGAGGAUGGUGCGGCGAAAUUGAUUCAGAUGGAACGUACGAAUGCGGGCAUGAAGACGCAGAUACAGAAUUUCUAUAGUCAGGCCCGUGCUCUGGCGGAUGAAGCUGCCGCGAGCAGGAGGAAAUUCUUGACUGGGAUGUUCCCAGAUCCUAUCUCGUAUUUCGACCCUAACACCAUGGAUUAUUCUCCACUUACCUUCGAUAUCUCGCUUAUGAACGCUGCCGUGAAAAAGCUGCCGUUGCACGAUCCGGACGGCAAAAUUAGACCAAAGCUCUUUGUCCUACCCCGUCCACCAGCAUGUCUACCUCUCCACGUCGCUGCAUGUGGACAGCACGGCUAUUGUUUCCAACCUGACUUCAAACUCACAGCCGAUCAGACAUUCGAGCUCAUGGUCGAAGGGGAGGCUGGGAAGUGGUACUACCUCGGCCGCUUUAUCACGGACGUGAUGCAAGGUCAGGAUAUGCGACUUUCUGAGUGGUUGAUGCUCGACGAGUCGACAAAAUUGAUGCACUGUAUGCGAUACGCCUCCGUUGACCUUCCACUAUACCAAUUGGCCUCUCAUCCCGCCCUGAUCGAGAUCAAGCGCCGCUUCGAAUGUGGCGAACUCCUCGUCCCCUGCUAUUCUCUCUUCUGCAUUGGAUACUCCGCGUGGCUUUACGAUGCUAUGAAGGAGAUCAUCGCGCAAAUGUCAGGCUCGACGAGAUCAGACGAUAGUACAUCAGGAAGUCGAGCAACUGCACAGAUCAGUCAUGAAGCGGUGGCGGUGGCGAAAAUUAUAGGUUCUCAGCCGGAAACGGGACCGGGUAGCACCUCGACGUCAUCUAUUUCUGGAACAGAUGCGCAUACGACGGAUUUUUCGGGCGUGGACGUGUCUGGCAGGGCAGCGAGAAGCAACAGUGAUACAGGUCCUGUCCUCGUCCCGUGCAAACGCGUGAACGCAGACGCCACCGCCACCGGAUCGAAUGGGACGAAUGGAGCAGCGCAAGGCCUAGGGCAGCAAGGCCCUGCCGGGAAACGAAGUAGAAAUGUAUCGGGUGGCCCAGAUGUUGCACGUCUUAGCGGUGGCGUCGGGACUGCAGCUGUGAAUCCGGUGGACCUUACAAAAGAAUAAACACGGUGAUUGGAUGCUUUUGCGGUGGUAACGGCCAAGACUCAUGUUCAGGCGUUCAGCGACCUUUUUCAAGUUGUCGAGCCUUAUCCAAUCUCAUUUCUAUGCUCAACUGUCCUCGGUAUAUUCUACCAUGUUACUAUACAACAUUACCUUGAUUACUCUAUCUUUCCCGUCACCGUCCAUAUCUGUCUUUUGCAUGCAUUGUCGCCCCGCAGCAUACUACUUACUCGUCGAACCGGAUCAUUGCUAUACACUUGUCUUGUUUAUCUUGGAUUUAUGCAGCUGUAUCGUCGUGCUCUGCAUGUGCUAUAUACGAUAUAACAUAUUU